This is a messenger RNA of Prionailurus viverrinus (fishing cat), 3550 nucleotides long. It is a transcript of the gene CKAP4, whose product is annotated as cytoskeleton associated protein 4. Gene Ontology annotation, cellular component: rough endoplasmic reticulum. The transcript has 2 exons. Lineage: Eukaryota; Metazoa; Chordata; Mammalia; Carnivora; Felidae. The record is from RefSeq and is a predicted model, not a curated record. The coding region runs from base 604 to 2370 and encodes 588 amino acids.
CCUUUGGCCACCUCGAUUCCCGGUCCCCGCCUCAGCAGACCCAGGCCAGCCGCCCUCCCUACGUCCGCGCCUCUUGCCCCCUCCCACUCGGCCACUUCAGUCGCCUGCCCCGGCCUCCGUAGACCCCGCCGGGACACCCGCCCCCUCCCACCAGCCGCCCCGGACCGCGCUCGGCCACCACCCUCGCCUCGGCCCUCCCACCCGGGGCCUCGUAGAAACCCCCACCCCCGCCGCGUGGACCCCGCCGCGCCGCCCCCCGGCUCGGCCCCCUCCUUGGGGUCGUGGCGGCAGGGGGAGGGGCCGUGCCGGCCCCCGCGUGCGUGGCAGGCUCUCCCGGCUCGGCUCUCCCGGCCUUCCUUCUCGGGAGGCGGGGUCGGCGCCGCGGCGGCGGCGGCGGCGGCGGAGGCAGGCCCCCUCCUCCUUCCUCCCUCGUCCGGCCUCCUUUCUCGCGCGCCCGCCCGCCGGCUCCUUCUCGGCCGCUCCGACGCCAGCAGCGCCCGCGUGCCGCUCGCCCAGCCCCGGGGGAGCCCGAGGAAGUUCCCGGGCCGCGCGCCCCGCUCGCUCGCCUCGCAGUCCGCGGCCUCACCCGCCGCCGCGCCCGCCAUGCCCUCGGCCAAACAAAGGGGCUCCAAGGGCGGCCACGGCGCCGCGAGCCCCUCGGAGAAGGGCGCCCACCCGUCGGGCGGCGCGGAUGACGUGGCGAAGAAGCCGCCGCCGGCGCCGCAGCAGCCGCCGCCGCCCGCGCCGCACCCGCAGCAGCACCCGCCGCAGCAUCCGCAGAACCAGGCGCACGGCAAGGGCGGCCACCGCGGCGGCAAGUCCGCCGCCGCCGCCGCCGCCGCCGCCUCGUCCUCGGCGUCCUGCUCGCGCAGGCUCGGCCGGGCGCUCAACUUUCUCUUCUUCCUCGCCCUGGUGGCGGCGGCCGCCUUCUCGGGCUGGUGUGUCCACCACGUCCUGGAGGAGGUCCAGCAGGUCCGGCGCGGCCACCAGGACUUCUCCCGGCAGAGGGAGGAGCUGGGCCAGGGCUUGCAGGGCGUCGAGCAGAAGGUGCUGUCUCUUCAAGCUACAUUUGGGACUUUUGAGUCCAUCUUGAGGAGCUCCCAGCAUAAACAAGACCUCACGGAGAAAGCUGUGAAGCAAGGGGAGAGUGAGAUUAACCGGAUCAGUGAAGUUCUGCAGAAGCUCCAGAAUGAGAUUCUCAAAGACCUCUCUGAUGGCAUCCACGUGGUGAAGGAUGCCCGGGAGCGGGACUUCACGUCUCUCGAGAACACGGUGGAGGAAAGGCUGACAGAGCUCACCAAGUCCAUCAACGACAACAUUGCCAUCUUUACCGACGUCCAGAAGAGGAGCCAGAAGGAAAUCAACGAUGUGAAGGCGAAGGUCGCCUCUCUGGAAAACUCCGAGGGGUACAAGCAGGAUCUGAAAGCCUUGAAGGAAGUUGUGAAGGAAAUCCAGUCCUCUGUGAAGUCCAGAGAGAAGGACAUCGAGACCUUGAGAAGCACCCUCCAGACCUUGGAAUCUGACGUCUACACAGAGGUCAAGGAGCUGGUGAGCCUCAAACAGGAGCAGCAGAAAUUCCAGGAGGCAGCCAAUUCGGAGCACCUCACCUUGCAGGCCCUCACGGAGAAGGUUCUCCAGUCGGAGGAGGCCACCUCCCGCCUCCCUGAGGAGAUCAGGAGACUCAAGGAGGAGCUGCGCCACCUGGAAACUGAGGCCCUCAGGCCGGAAGAAGGGGUUUACAAAAACUCUGAUGCCUUAGAAGCGCUCCAGGAAAAGAGUCAGGGAUUGGACUCCAGGCUCCAAACCGUGGAAGACGGAGUGGAUGCCGUGCAGACGGCCUCUGCACGGCACAGCGAGAGCCUGGAGGCCCUGCUGGCCAAGAGCGAGGAGCAGGAGCGGCGCCUGGCCGCCCUGCAGGAGCGCGUGGCCGGCCUGGGCCCCUCGGAGGAUGACGCGGGCGGCCUGGCCAGCACGGUGAGGAGCCUGGGCGAGGCCCAGCUCUCUCUCUACGGCGACGUGGAGGAGCUGAAGAGAAGCAUGGGCGAGCUCCCCAGCACUGUGGAGGCUCUCCAGAAGGUGCAAGAGCAGGUGCACACGCUGCUGGGGCGGGACCCGGCCCGGGCGGCCCCCUUGCCUCCUCAGGACUUCCUGGACAGACUCUCUUCUCUAGACAACCUCAAAGCCUCAGUCAGCCAAGUGGAAUCAGACUUGAGGAUGCUCAGGACUGCCGUGGACAGUUUGGUCGCCUACUCGGUGAAAAUAGAAACCAACGAGAACAACUUGGAAUCAGCCAGGGGCUUGCUAGAUGACCUGAGGAAUGACCUGGAUAGGUUGUUUGUGAAAGUGGAAAAGAUUCAUGAAAAAGUCUAAGCGAGUUGUGUCUGCAGGGCGCGGAUUUAAAGUCCAGUUUUUCAUGACCAAAAACUGUGUUGUUUUCUCCCAUGUGUCCCGCCCCCCCCCCCCCCCCAUGUUCUUGUCCCCUCUUAAAGCAGUGGACACCCCCCCGAACACCAAGGCAUUUUCUAUUCCCAUGCCUGCGUAAUUUAUUUACGAUCAUUACCACACACCAUUGGUUUCUCAAGUUUUCUGCUUCUGCUUUUGGUUGGUUUGCUGAAGGCCCAGCCCCUGCAAAUCAGGGGCGCCUUUUAGAAGGGAUGUUUCUCGUGUCAGAGAAGAAUGGCUUCAACUGAGGAUUAACAGAAGCAGAUUAACUGUAACCUCAGAAAACCCUGCCUGGCUGGCAGAUUUCAAGGAAAAAAAGUGGGGGGAGGAGGCACUUUUUUUUCUAAUUGUCUUUAAGGAAAAUUGCUUUUCCUUUUUUUUUUUUUUUUUUUUAAUAUUUCUGGCCGAAGUUUUCAUGAGCUGUCACUCACUUCUCGUCUUCCACUUUAAACUGGCUAAACUUCACAAGUGUCAGCUCUCCAUUGGGAGGGGAGCAAGCCCCUCGGGCUUUAGGUUGAAAAGAACCAGCUGCUUGACUUGAUGGUCACCUCCAGUGGCGUGGGGUGUCUUUUCCAUUCCUGAAUCAUCCUGUGAUCUCAAAGGUAACUAUGCAAAGAAUCCAGAUGGUUCUGAAUGUGAAGGCACAACACCCCACGGAGUUCCCCUGUGGCCAACCUGUGUCAUCCCUUGGUAGGGUCCCCAAAUAAUGCACAGGUUGAGAAUCCCGAGAAAGGGGACUCCUUGGAUUCUUUCGGGAAAUGUGUCUGAGAGCUGUCCACAAAGGCCUGGGCCGUCUCCCCAGGGAAUGGAGGCCAAGUGUUUUUAUUUUACCACAGUGUCCACGAAGAGGUUUGCUGUCAGGGCAGACCCCCAUCUGUCAGUGAGGAAGGUGUGCAUUUUCUGUAGUUUUUUGCUGUUUCCCUUUACCUUCGAGCUGUACUGUUCUUUAAUGGCUGUCUUGCCCUUCAGAAAAGAAAAAAGAAAAAAGGAAAAAAAAAAAAAGAAAAUUCAGAGAAAAAAAAAGGUUUGUUUAGUUUACUGUGAAAUGAACUGUAUGGCUUAUUUACAGUAUUUUUAAUUCUUAAUAAACACUUGAGCUUUGUUAUGA